Messenger RNA from Blepharisma stoltei, 1146 nucleotides. NCBI's taxonomy places the organism in Eukaryota, Ciliophora, Heterotrichea, Heterotrichida, Blepharismidae. The record is from the annotation of a GenBank genome assembly.
AUGGAAGUAGACCUAACCCAAAUGGUGAAAAACCUUGAAAAUUGGAUGAAUAACUAUAAAAACCCAGACCAUCUGCCUGCAAUUAGAGCAUGCUUAGAUGGAUUAUCUUUCUAUUUAAGCAAAUCUGAUAUGAAACUUGAAGCCACGCUAGUAGGAGUUCAUUCAAGGAUCUGCAAAGUUUGCAAUAAUGUCAUUAGAAAAAAAGACAUCAGCAAAUGCCACAUUUUGCCAUGUGACAAAGAUAAUGAACAUAUAAUUUGCUCUGACGAAUGUUUCAAAAAUCAUUUUUAUCUCUAUUCAAAUAAUGACAUAUCGCGAUGGGAUGAAGUUUUAUGCCCUAUAUGUGGGGAAAAAAUUGGGCGUCCUUCGAUUGAAAAAGCCUUUGGAGGUAAAAAGAAAUUUAAAAAAAUGUUAGAAAAUGAAGAAGAUGCCAAAGCCCCAUUUUAUCCAUGUGACAUAUGCCAAUCUCAGAAAAAAAUAACUGAGUUCAUUACUUUAAUGUGCGAUCAUAGAUACUGUAGAAGUUGCAUGGAAAUGUACUUAACAACAUAUAUAAUGGAAGGAAAAAUAGCCCCAGAGGAUUUAAAGUGUUUUCAGUGUGGAAUUCCUAUUGAUUAUGGAAUAAUCAAAGGAAGUAUUAGUAAAAAAACUUUUAAUAUUUUAGAAAAAUUUUUGCUGAGAAACUGAAAACCAGACAAUUUAGAUGGUAACAUUGAUUACCAAUGCCAAGGGCCUGAUUGUGAAUUCAGAGCAGAAAUUUUUAAAGGUAUGGAAGAAUUCACAUGCCCCGCAUGCAAAACAACCUGUUGCCCACUCUGCUAUAAAAAUCCUCAUAUAGGAAAAACCUGCGAAGAAUAUGAAAAAGAACAGAUUCAGAAUAAAGAAAAUCAAUUGAUGGAAGAAUUCGCUAGGAAUAAUGGACUCAUGAAGUGUCCACACUGUGGGGCAAUGUCAGAAAAAAUCCAAGGGUGUAAUUUUAUGACUUGCCACUCUCCAGAAUGCAAGGGACGAAAAUAUUUUUGCUAUUUAUGUGGAUGUGUGCUUCAGGUAAUUUUUAUAUAGACAACCGACCAUUUUACUCAUUUUUUCAAUAAGCCUUUUGAGUUUGAGUGCUUUAAUAAGAAUAACAGAGCAAAUAAAGCUUAA